This is a messenger RNA of Perognathus longimembris pacificus (Pacific pocket mouse), 2845 nucleotides long. It is a transcript of the gene Pkp3, whose product is annotated as plakophilin 3. The record is from RefSeq and is a predicted model, not a curated record. Gene Ontology annotation, biological process: cell-cell adhesion; cell-cell junction assembly. Gene Ontology annotation, molecular function: cadherin binding. The transcript has 13 exons. Lineage: Eukaryota; Metazoa; Chordata; Mammalia; Rodentia; Heteromyidae. Gene Ontology annotation, cellular component: plasma membrane; adherens junction; nucleus. The coding region runs from base 123 to 2522 and encodes 799 amino acids.
GCGAGCCAGCGUCUGUCUCCAGGCCAGCUCUAAGCGCCAGCAGGGAGGGGACUUCUGGGACAGGGCCUCAAGGGACAAGACCGGGAAGGGGCCAAGCAGGCCAGCAAGGUGUUCCUGCCACCAUGCAGGAUGGUAACUUCCUGCUGUCCGCCCUGCAGCCUGAGGCCGGUGUGUGUUCCCUGGCCUUGCCCUCAGAUCUGCAGCUGGACCGGCGGGGUGCCGAGGGGCCUGAAGCAGAUCGGCUGAGGGCAGCCCGGGUCCAAGAGCAGGUCCGAGCCCGCCUCCUGCAGCUGGGCCAUCAGCCGAAGCACAACCACAACGGAGCAGCGGAGCCAGAGGGCGUUGCCGAGGUGGCCAGAGGCACAUCCAGGAAUCAAUACCACACCCUGCAGGCCGGCUUCAGCUCCCGCUCCCAAGGUCUGAAUGGUGACAAGCCCGCGACCUUCCGGCCCAUCGCCAAGCCAGCCUACAGCCCAGCCUCCUGGUCCUCCCGCUCUGCUGUAGACCUGAGCUGCAAUCGGAGGCUAAGCUCCGCCCACAAUGGGGGCAGUGCCUUUGGAGCUAUGGGGUAUGGGGGCACCCAGCCCACCCCUCCCAUGCCCACACGGCCUGUGUCAUUCCAUGAGCGUGGUGGGGCAGGCAGUCGAGCUGACUAUGACACGCUGUCCCUGCGCUCACUGAGGCUGGGGCCGAGCAACCUGGACGACCGCUACAGUGUGGUGUCUGAGCAGCUAGAGCCUGCGGCUGCCUCUACCUACAGGGCUUUUGCCUAUGAGCGCCAGGCCAGCUCCAAUUCAAGCAAGGCAGGGGGUAUGGACUGGCCGGAGGGCGCUGAGGGGCCCCCCAGCCGGACCAUCCGCGCCCCUGCUAUGCGAACCCUACAGCGAUUCCAGAGCAGCCACCGCAGCCGUGGAGGGGCAGGGGCAGUGCCAGGGGCUGGCCUGGAGCCAGUAGCCCGAGCCCCAUCCGUGCGCAGCCUUAGCCUCAGUCUGGCAGACUCGGGCCACCUGCCAGAUGUACGUGGGCUGGAUAGCUACGCCAGCCACCGCACCCUGCAGAGGCUCAGCAGUGGCUUUGAUGACAUUGAUCUGCCCUCAGCAGUCAAGUACCUCAUGGCCUCAGACCCUAAUCUGCAGGUGCUUGGAGCAGCCUACAUCCAGCACAGGUGCUACAGUGAUGCAGCAGCCAAAAAGCAGGCCCGCAGCCUUCAGGCUGUGCCUAGGCUGGUGAAGCUCUUCAACCACGCCAACCAGGAGGUGCAGCGCCAUGCCACAGGGGCCAUGCGCAACCUCAUCUAUGACAAUGCGGAGAACAAACUGGCACUGGUGGAAGAGAACGGCAUCUUUGAGCUACUGCGGACACUUCGGGAGCAAGAUGAUGAACUGCGCAAGAAUGUCACAGGGAUCCUGUGGAACCUGUCAUCCAGUGACCACCUGAAGGACCGCCUGGCCCGAGACACGCUGGAGCAGCUCACAGACCUGGUGCUGAGCCCCCUAUCGGGGGCAGGAGGGCCCCCUCUCAUCCAACAGAAUGCCUCUGAGGCUGAGAUCUUCUACAAUGCUACUGGUUUCCUCAGGAAUCUCAGCUCAGCCUCCCAGGCCACUCGCCAGAAGAUGCGAGAGUGCCAUGGGCUCGUGGACGCUCUGGUCACCUACAUCAACCAUGCCCUGGAUGUGGGCAAAUGCGAGGACAAGAGUGUGGAGAAUGCCGUGUGUGUGUUGAGGAACCUGUCCUACCGCCUGUAUGAUGAGAUGCCACCAUCGGCCCUGCAGCGGCUUGAGGGCCGGGGCCGCAGGGACCUGACCGGGGCACCAGCCGGUGAGGUGGUAGGCUGCUUCACACCACAGAGCCGGCGGAUGCGCGAGCUGCCCCUGACGACCGAUGCCCUCACCUUCGCCGAAGUGUCAAAAGACCCCAAGGGCCUGGAGUGGCUGUGGAGCCCCCAGAUCGUGGGGCUGUACAACAGGCUGCUGCAGCGCUGCGAGCUGAAUCGGCACACAACAGAGGCAGCAGCUGGCGCACUACAGAACAUCACUGCGGGCGACCGUAGGUGGGCAGGUGUGCUGAGCCGCCUGGCCCUUGAGCAGGAGCGCAUCUUGAACCCCCUUUUGGACCGUGUACGAACUGCUGACCACCACCAGCUGCGCUCACUCACAGGCCUCAUCCGAAACCUGUCUCGAAACGCCAGGAACAAGGAUGAGAUGUCCACCAAGGUGGUAAGCCACCUGAUCGAGAAGCUCCCCGGCAGCGUGGGUGAGAAGUGUCCUCCGGCUGAGGUGCUCGUCAACAUUAUAGCCGUGCUCAACAACCUGGUAGUGGCCAGUCCCAUCGCUGCUCGGGAUCUGCUCUACUUUGAUGGGCUCCGAAAGCUCAUCUUCAUCAAGAAGAAGCGAGACAGCCCUGACAGUGAGAAGUCCUCCCGGGCAGCCUCCAGUCUCUUGGCCAACCUGUGGCAGUACAGCAAGCUCCAUCGAGACUUCCGGGCGAAGGGCUAUCGGAAGGAAGACUUCUUGGGCCCAUAGAUGAAGACUUGUGGAGGACAAGGCGGAGUGUUCCAGCUUCUGAGGGAGCAGACCGGGCUCCAACUGCUCACCAGCCCACCUGGGGAGGAGCCGAUGGCCAUGGGGUCUCUCCUCAGAGCUCCGUGCACACCUUCCAGGGGCUGGUGCUGCCGGGAGGGGAGGGGGACUCGCAGCUUGGGGGCUUGUUUCUGCAAGGGAUGGGGGUGGGGCUUGAGCUACUCUGGUGCAUGGGGUGGUGGCCAGUCAUAAUGCAGAGGUGAGGCUGUCCUUAGCCUGGCAAUGCCUCAGGAAUACUGAGAAUAAAGGAGGCUAUGGACUCAGUU